Messenger RNA from Capronia epimyces CBS 606.96, 507 nucleotides. RefSeq lists its product as uncharacterized. The record is from RefSeq and is a predicted model, not a curated record. The transcript has 3 exons. The coding region runs from base 1 to 507 and encodes 168 amino acids. Lineage: Eukaryota; Fungi; Ascomycota; Eurotiomycetes; Chaetothyriales; Herpotrichiellaceae.
AUGAGCGGCCAAGUCCAUCGUCUGGUGCCAGUGGCAAAGGUCGUCGGCCUGGCCAGCAGCUCUAUGCUCACGGCAUACAUUGCCUCUUUCUCCAUCGCCACCGUCCCCGCCCUUUCCGCCGCCCCGGUUUCCACCACCGACAUUGCAAAGCAAUGGAACUACGCCUUUGAGCUGGGGAGAUCGACCGCCCCGCCCUUCGCCGUCACUUGCGCCUCUUGUUUUGCCUUUCUCGCCUACCAAUCUCGUCACAUCAAGGGAUCCCUCCCCGUCACGCCAUCCUUCCUCUACGCCGCCGCCGCCAUCAUCGCCCCCUGUAUCGUCCCCUACACGCUCACCAUCAUGGCCCCGACCAUCUCCGCCAUCGUCUCCAAGGCCCAGGGCAAGGCGAAUGCCCCUAGCGAGGCCGAGACCAAGGCUCUGCUGGAGAAAUGGAGGGGCCAGAACAUGCAGCGCGCUUACAUCACCGGCACCGCUGCUGUCCUGAGUGCUAUUGCUAUACUUGCCUAG